This is a messenger RNA of Aphanomyces astaci, 3716 nucleotides long. Its product is annotated as polyribonucleotide nucleotidyltransferase, variant. The transcript is spliced from 9 exons. Gene Ontology annotation, molecular function: RNA binding; 3'-5'-RNA exonuclease activity; polyribonucleotide nucleotidyltransferase activity. The coding region runs from base 17 to 1972 and encodes 651 amino acids. Gene Ontology annotation, biological process: mitochondrial mRNA catabolic process; mitochondrial RNA 3'-end processing. Lineage: Eukaryota; Oomycota; Saprolegniomycetes; Saprolegniales; Verrucalvaceae. Gene Ontology annotation, cellular component: mitochondrion; cytosol. The record is from RefSeq and is a predicted model, not a curated record.
GUUGUACGACACAGGGAUGCUUCGACUGCCAGGCCGCCGCAUUGCGGCACUUGGACAUAUCCAUCGUCCCAUGCGCCAUGACGCCAUGGCCCUGCAUCAAGUGGCACUACGACAACCUGUCUGGAUGGCUGUCCCUUUGCAGCACCGCCCAUUCUUCAGUUGGUUUGGCAAGGACAAAGAUGUGCCAGCUGCGUCACCUCCAGCAGUGGACGCCAUAGCUGCUGUCGAAGAUGCAUCCACGCCGCCGCUUUCCACAAAGGCGACCAAGGUCGAAGAGUCCUUGACCCAAAGACAAGCCGACAUCGACUACUCCAUUGGAAAAUACGCCAAGUUGGCGGACGGCAGCGUGAUGGCCCGGUGGGGCGAUUCCAUGGUAUUGACCACCGUCGUGAGUGAAAAGACCGUCGACGCGACCGCGUCUCCUGACUUUCUUCCUCUCAGUGUCGACUACCGCGAGAAGUACUCGGCCACGGGCAUCAUUCCUGGCACGUUCAAACGGCGAGAGAUGGGGUCCGACGCCGAAGUGCUCAAGAGCCGCAUCGUGGAUCGCAUUGUCCGACCUCUCUUUCCCAAGGGCUACAACUUUGAAACCCAAGUUUUGUCAACCGUCCAGUCCUACGACGUUGACCACGACCCGGUCGUUCUCGCCGUCAACAGCACGUCGGCCGCGCUCGUGUCCUCCAACAUUCCGUGGAAUGGCCCCAUCGGGUGCGUCCGCGUGGUGCUCGUGGACGGCGAUCUGAUCGUGCACCCUACGGCCGAGCAGGCCAAGGCGGCGACGUUCGACUUGCUGUACGCGGGCACGGCGCACCGCACCAUGAUGAUCGAAGCCGAGGGGUUCGAAGUCCCCGAUGCGACCGUGCAGGAAGCGCUGCGGCUGGCGCAUCGGCACAUCCAGCCGCUCAUCGCCGCGCAACUCUUGCUGCCUCAAAAGCCCAAGCGCGAGUUCCAACCCGCGGCGGUGCCCGACGGACUCACGGACGCGGCCCUCGCGGUGCUGCCAGAGGUGCGCGCCUUGCUCGGCUCGUUAGCGUCGACGCCCAACUCCAAGAAGGAUCGCCAAGCCCUUGAGGGCAAAUGCUACCACGUGGUCAAGUCGAGGCUCGUGGAGGCGUUCCCAGAGUUCACCAAAGACACCCCCGCGGUCAACUCGGUGGCGCAUGAUCUGAUCCAACUGGCGCUUCGGUCGAACGCCCUGGAUGGCGUCCGGCUCGACGGCCGACCGACCUCCGCCAUCCGGACCCUGGACAUGGAGACGUCCGUGCUUCCGAUGGCGCACGGGUCGUCCCUGUUUAGUCGCGGGGAUACGUCCGCCCUGUGUACUGUCACAUUGAGCAACUUGGACCUGGCGAUGCGCGUACGGUCAGCGUUAGCAGACGGCGACAACUACGAGACGAAGCGAGCGUUCUUGCAGUAUGAGUUUCCGCCCUACUGUGUCAAUGAAACGGGUCGGCUGGGCGCGCCCAAUCGCCGCAUGGUUGGCCAUGGCGCGUUGGCGGAGAAGGCGAUCUUGCCCGUGCUGCCGUCGGUGGCACAGCUGCCGCAUGCCAUCCGCAUGACGUCGGAGACGCAGGGCUCGGACGGGUCGAGUUCCAUGGCCACAGUGUGUGGGGUCACGUUAGCCCUGCUGGAUGCGGGCGUGCAGCUCAAAGCCCCCGUCGCGGGGAUAUCUAUCGGCCUUGUCAGUGGCGGCGACUUGACCGACGGCGUCACGCCCAUCGAAGAGUACCGCCUUCUCACAGACAUCCUUGGCACGGAAGACCAUUACGGAGACAUGGACUUCAAGAUCGCCGGGUCCACAGAUGGCAUCACGGCCAUGCAACUCGAUGUUAAGCUCCCGGGGGUGCCGGUGGAGAUUCUGUGCGAAGGCAUCGAGCGAGCGACCGCCGCGAGGUCCGAGGUGCUGGCGGAGAUGGCCAAGGUGCGCGUCGUGCCUCGCGCCAACGCGCCGACCACUACCGUACACACUUAACUUCCAUCCUCGUCGUCAUCUUUCAAUCCAAAACCAUAUGCGAUAUCGUUUUAGGCCACUGCGAUCACCCAUUACAUGACGUACGACCCGUCGAUGCGCGGGGUGCUGAUUGGCUCGGGGGGAUCCACGGUGCGGGAGCUCGAGGCGCAGUCGAACUGCUCAAUCCACUGCAAAGAAGGCGGGCUGGUUGAGAUUGUCGGCAAGACCGAAGGGGACGUGGCCGUCGCCAAGCGUCUCGUGGACGAAAUCACGUUUGUAUAUCGCCGCAACCAGCGGUACAAAGUGGUGGUGCAAAGUGUGAUGGACUUUGGAUGUGUGGUCGUGCCCGAGUUUGCCUAUGGCACAGCGCUGGCCCAGGACAAAGCCAAGCAGGCGUUCGUCCACGUCACAGAAAUGGCGCACACGCCCGUGAAACGAGCGAAUUUGACUGUCAAAGCGGGCCAGACGCUGGAUUGCUGGUGCAUUUUCGCCGAGCGCGACACGACCAAGCUGUCGUUGAAGGCGUUGAUCGAUCCAGUGACCAACAAGUACUUGUCAGACGCAGAAGCCAUCGCGCAGCUGACCAAGCACGAGGACAGCGUCAAGCGCACGCGAAUGACAUAGAGAUAUAGUAGAGAUGGAUUGAAAUACUAGUACUAUUAAUAGUAGUACUAGUUAGACGGGUCGAUGCUGUGCAUGGUGGACGGAAGGGCGAGGGGUGGCUGUCGGCACGUAGCUGCCUUCAAGCAUGGACUGUAGUUUGCGGUGGAACCAUCGCAUAAAGCACACGCCCACGAAGAGCGCAAAGACGCCGAACGCCCCGCCGAUGACGAUCACCGCCGUGUCCCGCGAUGGGUUUAGCGUCGACAAGGACCCAACUCGCCCGUUGGGGGGUGGAAGCGGCGGGAAAGUGAUCGCUUUUGUGGCUGGCGCCGUCACGAGGGGCUGGGCCGUAGGGGCUUUAGUGCGACUUGCAAGCACCUGCAGGUCUUUGAGCCACGAUGUCAUCACUUUACUGCCUUCGGGGCGGCACCAUCCCGUGCCAAGUACCACGAGGCUACACGGCACGACCACGCUCCCGCCGGACGCUGGACACGUGGCAGCCGCGGGCUCGGCGAACGGAGAUGCGUGGAUCGCUGCAAUCGUAGCACUGCUAGUGCGAUGCAACUGGGCCGACAGCUCGGGAAUGGUAGUGCUGGGUAGUGUGUCCUGGGACCACAAGCUCGAGUUGGAGGUGCCCGUAGCUGCAAACACUUCGAUGGCGCACUUGAGCGGCGUGCGAAGCUGGCUCGGCAAGGACGCGUUCAAUCGGAAGUAGUGGUCCCCCGCCGCAUUCACGCACGACGUCAGUGGGACCCCCAAGUCGCUCGAUCGAUACGCAAUCGAUGCCAUGGACGCACCAGUGUCGAUAGUCGUGCCGCCUUGGCCACACGGCGUCAACACCUUUGCAAACGACGCUCCGGCGAUACGGACGUACCCCGCGUCCCACAAGAGCGCGCGCUGCGCAAACGUGUUCAACGUGGUCCAAUUCAAGUUAGUGCCCUGGAGCCGCAACAGCACGUCGCUAGGUACAGAUGCUGGCAGCGCUGGUGGCUGGGACAGCAAGCGAUCGUAUAGGAACUUGUACCUUGCCACAAAGUCGGAGGACUCUCUCCAUCGACCGGGGGUGUCUGGAGGAGUGGUGGUGGGGGUCGGAGGCGUAGUGAUGAUGGCCGACGCGCCGGUCGUUGCGUUGCCAUUCUCCAUCGCCUGUCACGAUUUCAGC